This is a messenger RNA of Dioscorea cayenensis subsp. rotundata (Guinea yam), 981 nucleotides long. Its product is annotated as probable 3-beta-hydroxysteroid-Delta(8),Delta(7)-isomerase. The coding region runs from base 137 to 796 and encodes 219 amino acids. Gene Ontology annotation, cellular component: endoplasmic reticulum; membrane. Lineage: Eukaryota; Viridiplantae; Streptophyta; Magnoliopsida; Dioscoreales; Dioscoreaceae. Gene Ontology annotation, molecular function: C-8 sterol isomerase activity; cholestenol delta-isomerase activity; steroid Delta-isomerase activity. Gene Ontology annotation, biological process: sterol biosynthetic process. The record is from RefSeq and is a predicted model, not a curated record. The transcript is spliced from 4 exons.
CAAGAAGCAGCACGUGAUGCCUUGUCUGGUUUUGGUAAUAUAAUAAUAAUAAUAAUAAAUAACGAGGGGCAGGCACUGUGUGUGCAGUGGAGUCAUUGGAGACUGGAGUGGGAGAGGCCAGUCGCAGCUCAGAGCAAUGGCGAACCAGGUGCAGCACCCUUACGUCCCAAGAGACCUUCAUCUUCCCGGCUAUGUUCCUUGCUUCCUCUCCCAGUCGGAGAUCGUCACGCCCUUCCUCGGCUCUUCCCUCCUUCUCGUUGUCCUCAUCUGGUUCAUCUCAGGGAGAUUUCACAAGAUAUCGAAGCUUGAUCGAUUGCUGAUGUGCUGGUGGGCCUUCACUGGCCUCACUCACAUGAUUCUUGAAGGCUAUUUUGCUUUCUCUCCCGAGUUUUACAAGGAAAAAACCUCUUUUUUCUUGGCUGAAGUCUGGAAAGAAUACAGUAAAGGUGACUCUAGAUAUGCUGGGAGAGACUCAGCAGUGGUCACUGUUGAGGCUGUUACUGCUGUAAUAGAAGGCCCUGCUUGUCUUCUCGUCAUAUAUGCCAUUGCGAGGAAAAAGGCUUACAGCUACACCCUUCAGCUUGCAAUUUGUCUCGGCCAGCUCUACGGAUGCUUGGUUUAUUUCAUUACUGCAUUCCUAGAGGGCGACAAUUUCUCCACAAGCCCCUUCUAUUACUGGGUCUAUUACAUCGGCGCUAACUGCUGGUGGGUUCUUAUACCAUCUCUCAUUGCAAUCAGGAGCUGGAAGAAGAUAAAUGCAGCGUUUCAAUCUGAGAGAAAAACCAAGACUCGGUGAGGCCGCAUUCACUCGCCGGAAAGGUUGUACAAGCCUAAAUUAUCACAAUAAGAGUCUGUUUUUCUGAACAUUUAUCAAUGGCUUUUGUACAAACCAAGAUGAGCAUGUCUUUUUGUUUUUACUUUGUCAAUUAGAAUUAUGACUUUUGAAACAUAAUUUAGUACUAAUUCUGGCUGGUUGUGCAA